GCUGGUUGGGAAAUGGGCGAUAAGAUACACAGUGUGUCUCGUGUGUGUGUACCCUGCAGUCAGCUGAGAACCGUCAGAGGAGCUAGUCGCUCUCCUUCGCUGCUCCGCACACACGACACGACCGCACCACCACUGCUGCAACAACAACACGCUGCUCCAUCAUUCCCGCAAUAAAUAAGAAGGCGCCUGAUUUUUAUCAUCGUGUGUUUCCUUUCGUCCUCGUUUUAUUUGUAAGAGAAAAAGAAUUAUUCGUCCAAUUCCUGUUGGGGUUGGUUGUUUUUAAUUUUUCGUGGGCAACUUACAUCUCAGUCGCCGCCAUCUGCGUUCAAUCCCGUUUGGUAAAUCCCCGUCACUCGGCAAGUGGGCCGUUGUGUUUUGUGUGUUUCGGUGUUGUUCAACGUUCACCCACCACCGUUACAUAACCGACUCUUCUUCUCUCUCCUGUUGCUCGGAGAAGAAAAAGUUUCUCGUGAACUAGAACUUCUGACAUUCACCAGCAGACAAAUCUCUUCCCGAAAAAUAAAAUGGCGACGUCUGACCAGAUUCAAGGAGAGAUGGAACUCGGCUAUCAACACACGCUGAUGUACGGCCGAUACUCGCGGAGUCUUGGCGAAUACGCCAGACAACAGGCGGCCGAGCUCCGUGAAGCGGAGAAGAACCGGAAGAAAGAAGAGAAGCAGCGGAGCAAAGAGCUGCGCACGUAUCGAGGCAAAUGGACUUCGCGUUUCCUUCGAGUCAUUUCCUUCAUCUGGCGCCAUACUUUCGCCAAAAUCGGCGAGGAUUGGGUUUUUCUGGCCCUUCUCGGCAUCAUCGUGGCCAUGUUUAGCUACAUCAUGGACUACGGUAUCGUCAUGUGCAAUAACGCUCGAGUGUGGAUGUACCGUGAUUUGACGACAAAUCCUUUCCUGCAGUACCUGGCCUGGAUCUGCUUGCCCGUCUUCCUCGUCCUGUUUUCCGCCGGUUUCGUUCACAUCCUGGCACCCCAAGCUAUCGGCUCGGGAAUUCCAGAGAUGAAGACGAUUUUGCGAGGUGUUGUUUUGAAAGAGUAUCUGACGUUCCGCACGGGAGUCGCCAAAGUUGUGGCCCUCACGGCCGCCCUGGGCUCUGGAAUGCCACUGGGCAAGGAGGGUCCCCUGGUGCAUAUUGCCAGUAUCGUCGCCACUCUCAUGUCCAAAAUGGUGACAUCCUUCAAAGGAAUCUACGAAAAUGAAUCGAGAAACAGCGAAAUGUUGGCCGCUGCUUGCGCUGUGGGUGUCUCGUGCAAUUUCGGUGCUCCCAUCGGAGGCGUGCUGUUCAGUAUUGAAGUAACAUCCGUUUACUUCGCCAUUCGUAAUUACUGGCGUGGGUUCUUCUCUGCCGUUUUCGGGGCUCUCAUGUUCAGGCUCAUGGCUUAUUGGUUCUCCAAUGAAGAUACCUUGACGGCCAUUUUUGGAACGGAUUAUCACGUUGACUUUCCUUACGAUCCCCAGGAGCUUUUCAUCUACGCUCUCGUUGGUGCUUUUGGUGGACUAUGUGGAGCGGCUUUCAUCUUGUUCCAUCGCCGAUACGUUCUGUUUAUGCGAAAGAACAAAAGGAUCAGUUCCUUCUUGCAGAAAAAUCGUUUCAUCUAUCCUGGUCUGAUGUCACUCUUGAUCACCACCUUGCACUUCCCACUGGGAUUGGGUCAGUUUCUCGCCUCGACAUUGUCGACUCGCACGCAGAUUUUGCACCUCUUCUCCAAUUUCACUUGGGUCAGCGAUGACUUGACGGUUGAACAAGCGGAAAUUGUCUCCCAUUGGGUCACGGAUAGCUGCAGUAUCUUUGUCAACUUGAGCCUUUACAUGUUGGUCACUUUUUUCACCACCAUUUGGGCUUCCACGUUGCCUGUUCCGUCUGGUACUGUCAUUCCCAUUUUCAAAAUGGGGGCCGCUUUCGGUCGCAUGAUCGGCGAGGCCAUGCACCUCUGGUUCCCGGAAGGUGUUCGCAUUGGCGGCGCCUUGUCGCCCAUUUUACCGGGAGGUUACGCCAUUGUGGGAGCCGCAGCUUUCUCUGCCGGUUUGACCCAUUCGAUUUCCAUUUGCGUCGUCAUUUCGGAAAUGACGGGCCAAAUUCGCCACAUCAUCCCCGUUAUGAUUGCCGUUUUGGUAGCCAACGCCAUUUCGACUCUCCUCCAACCGUCUCUCUACGAUUCAAUCAUCAUGAUCAAGAAACUGCCUUACUUGCCCGACAUUAUCUCGUCCAGCAGUGCUGCCUACAGUAUUUUCGUCGAGGAUUUCAUGGUCCGAAAUAUCAAAUACAUCUACAACGGCAUGUCCUAUAAAGAAUUGAAGAAUCACAUUCGCGAAAGCCGACGUGUCCGUGCCUUCCCGCUAGUCGAUAAUCCAGAUAGCAUGAUUUUGCUGGGUUCCAUUCAGCGAACGGAACUGAUUGGUCUUAUCGAGAGACAAAUCGGCCGCGACCGUCGCUUGCAAAUAGCCGCCAAGAGGCAAAAGGAAGCGCGAGUCAGAAUGUACGAGGACGCCAUGACGACAUUGCAGCUGGAUCCCCCGCCCUUCAGCAGAGUCAGUCUGGCACUUCCGGCACCGCCUGCAGGACCUUCCACCGAAGACGCCAGCAAGAAACCUGUUGCAAGGCGGCCAUCUCGAUUUGAGGUAGUCAAGACGCCGGAAAUGUUGGCCAGCGUCGAUGACCAGCCACAAGAGCAAUCACCUGGAUCCGAUCCAAUGACUCCCAGCUCCGUUCAAUCUGGCGAUAUUGAAGACAGAGCCUACUUGGGCAGUCGACCUCAAAAGUCCAUUCUCAAGCGAACAAAUUCACAAACGUUGAAAUUUGCUGGCCCGAUGGCCACUCCUUCCUUGACGCCAUAUUCUACCGUCACUGGAGCUGAAGGAAGUAAAUUCCGGGCGGCUAUUGGCGCUUUCAUCCGUAAAUCGUCUACCAUGUUGGAUUCGUCCAAAUUCGAUUUCACUGGCAUGGGUGGUAGUGGAUCGUCAUUGCCGACCAGUCCUACAUCCUUCAAGAAAGUCACACUGCCGAGGGAGAGAGUGAUCGACAUGACUCCGGAAGAACAAAAGCAAUGGGAAGACAGCGAGAUGAUGCAACCGGUAGAUUUCCAUAAAUCGCACGUCGAUCCCGCUCCUUUUCAACUUGUUGAACGCACCUCACUGCUCAAAGUUCACUCCAUGUUCUCGCUGUUGGGUGUCAACCACGCUUACGUCACAACUACUGGCAGACUCAUGGGAAUCGUGUCACUUAAAGAAUUGCGCAAAGCCAUUGAAGAUGUCAAUUCAGGUAUCGUCCCAACCAGCCAUAACUUGCCAGCCCAUCCGAUCCAUCACGGAAGAGAUGUUUCACCAGGAGCCCCCAUCGAUGUGGAACACGGUCCUGAGCCUCCAGGUUUUGAUGAUUCCGACUCGGAUUCUGACGAUACCGACUACGUUGUCGGUCCCGGCAAUUCGAUUGCGGUUCAGCCAUCAUCGGCUACUCUUUCUUCCAUUGUUCCAGAUGAUUCAGCCUCCGAAAACGGAUCAACUGGCAUAUACAUAACAAGCCAUUCUCGUGAAGACGAGAACAGCAUCAAACUACGAGUGACUGGUGCUGGAUCUUGUUCCGACGAAUCCGACGACGGUGCUGCCAAGGGAACGGAUGAAACUGAAAGAAAGUCUUAAAACUUUGAGGAGAAAGAAACAAAAGAAGGAGGGGUGGGGAAAAAAUUUGUUUUUUUGUUUUUAUCGUCAAGCACCUUUUUGUAAAAGGAACUUUUGUUAUCAACUGAUUUUAGCUAGAUAAGCAAGCAGUAUGUAAUAAUGAGCGGUGUAUUCGGUAUUAUUCCUAGCGGAUAGCACAGGUUUUACUAUAUAGACGAGCGAAUGCAGUUGUAAGGUCGACUGGAACAGUGCCUUUUUUAAAAUGUGUCAUUAGAAAAAAUCAGAAAAC
Daphnia pulicaria is the source of this 3915-nucleotide messenger RNA. Its product is annotated as chloride channel protein 2-like. NCBI's taxonomy places the organism in Eukaryota, Metazoa, Arthropoda, Branchiopoda, Diplostraca, Daphniidae. Gene Ontology annotation, molecular function: voltage-gated chloride channel activity. The coding region runs from base 525 to 3647 and encodes 1040 amino acids. Gene Ontology annotation, cellular component: membrane. The transcript is spliced from 20 exons. Gene Ontology annotation, biological process: chloride transport; transmembrane transport. The record is from RefSeq and is a predicted model, not a curated record.